AUGGGUAGCUGGUUGCCAUGGGGAUCAUUGUCUUUGAUACUACUUGUGUUGUUGCAGACCAUGCUCCACUCGUCCUCUGGCUGCUUCGUGGAGGAGAGGGCUGCACUACUGGACAUCCGGUCUUCCCUGCUGAGAACGCGAUCCAUGCUUGCACCUGUUUCAUGGGGGGAGGAUGGUGAUGACUGCUGCUCGUGGGAGCGUGUGAAAUGCAACAAUGGAACACAAAGAGUGUCUCAUCUCAACCUUUCCUCUGUAUAUGUCACGAUAGAUGCAGAUGAUUGCUGGUCUUUAAACUUGACAGUGUUUUCUACAUUCCAUGAGCUUCAGUACCUAGAUCUAUCAUACAAUCCUGCCUGUUUGUUAAGCUUGCAAGGGCUAGUUAGACUAUCCAAGCUUCGAUAUCUCGACCUCAGUGGCACUCUUUUGGGAGGGGGUUUCCUGGCAUUUAUUGGGAAAAUUGUUUCACUGGAAGUCUUAGCUCUCAACGAUAACGAAAUGAAUGCAAGUUUUCCAGCCACAGCUGUUGAAAAUCUUAGAAAUUUGCGACAACUGAAUAUGUCUUGGAAUGGAUUCAACGGAAACCUCCCAGGAUCACUAUUUGCACUUCCUCAUCUAAAGAUCCUAGAUCUCUCGGGAAAUGAAUUCGGUGGGAGUAUUCCAGGAAGUUUAUUCUUGGGACCAAUUUCACUUGAAGUCUUAGAUCUCAGUCAUAAUCGCCUCAACGGAACUCUCCCAGUUAGAGCUUUUGAAAACAUCAGGAGCUUGAAUUUGGGUGACAACCAGUUCAGCGGAUCUCUCCCUGUGUCAUUAUUUGCACUUCCUCGUCUGAAGUCCCUAGAUCUCUCAGAUAAUAACUUUGAGGGGCGUUUUCCUAUUAAUCUGUCUUCGGGGCCAGUUCCCCUUGAGGUCUUACAUCUGGAGAAUAAUAAGUUGAGUGGACCUCUUCCGACUGAACAAGAAUUUGUAAAUCUUCAGAAGCUACGAGAGUUGUAUUUGAGUUCCAACCGAUUCAGCGGAAGCAUUCCAACAUUCUUGCUUUUGCUUCCACAUAUUGAACGGUUGAACCUCUCAACAAAUUUCCUUGGAGGACAAAUUCCGACAAAUCGGUCUUUUAAUCUGUCACCCUCGCUUAAGAGUCUUUGGUUUUCCCAAAACAAUUUGACUGGUAAAUUUUCUUUCAUUUGGCUUGGAAAUCUCAGAAAACUAGAAGUGAUAGACCUUUCAGGCAAUUCAAACCUAGUUGUUAUUGUCAAUAUUCCUGGAUGGACACCUAUGUUCCAAUUGAAACAGCUAUUGCUUUCUGGAUGUGACCUUGACAAGAACAUUAUUGUGGAACCGUAUUUUUUACGCACACAGCGUCAUUUAGAGGUGCUUGAUUUGUCUAACAAUAAUUUGUCGGGUAGCAUGCCAAAUUGGUUGUUUACAAAGGAAUCAACACUACAGGAACUACAUCUGGGAAAUAACUCGCUAACUGGAACGCUGGGCCCAAUAUGGCAUACCCAAUCGUUCCUCAAGAUUAUUAGAAUACACAUGAACCAUGUCGAGGGGCAGUUGCCGACCAACAUCGGCUCAUUGUUUCCAAUGCUGAGUGUUCUAGAUUUUUCUAGUAACAACAUCUCUGGGCACAUACCACCAUCAUUGUGCGAGAUGAGGCAGAUGGAUAUUUUAGACCUAUCAAACAACAAACUUUCUGGGGAAGUUCCAGCCUGUGUGUUCUCUAGUUGCACGGGCGUGUUCAGGGUCUCAAACAACAAACUUGGUGGUCAGAUUUUUGCUGGGGUCAAUAGUCAGAUCAAUACAAAUGAACUGUACCUGGAUAGGAACAAAUUUGAAGGAACAAUACCCCAAAAUCUAUCAGGUUAUGCAAGUGUCAUGGAUUUGCAUGAUAACAAGCUGUCUGGAAGACUUAGCGCUUCAUUGUGGAAUCUAUCAUCUUUGGCCGUCUUGAGUCUUGCUGGCAACCGUAUAACGGGCAAAAUUCAUCAGAAAAUUUGUGGCAUCAUAGGAAUUCUUCUUUUGGAUCUAUCAAGCAAUAACCUUACAGGGCCUCUACCGAACUGCAGCUUUAUAGUACUCAGUUUUCUUAACCUGUCGGGAAACUCCUUAUCUGGUGAUUUUCCUUAUACCCUUUUCAACACAUCAAAUAUGAUUUCCUUGGAUAUCAGACAGAAUCAGUUCACAGGCAAUCUGCACUGGCUAGGUUAUCUUGAUAACAUUAGGCUACUUUCCUUGGGCAGAAACAAGUUUGAAGGACAGAUUACUCCAAACCUGUGCAAACUCCUGUACUUGAGGAUAAUUGACAUGUCACACAACAUGCUUUCAGGUUCGUUACCAUCAUGUAUUGGUAACAUCUCUUUCCAAGGCGACAUAGACGAUCAAAUUUUCCAGUUGGUCGAUUGGUUUGCAAUUUACUCCUAUCACACUUCUUAUGACCUAUGGGAUUUCAGCUUUGCUACCAAAGGGAAUAUCUACACGUACGGUCGCGAUUUCUUCGAUUCAAUGGCUGGAAUCGACUUAUCUGCAAACAUGUUGCAUGGAGAAAUUCCCUGGGUGCUAGGGAACCUAAGCCAUGUCAAAUCCCUUAACCUGUCAUACAAUUUCUUUGUUGGCCCGAUCCCGCCGACCUUGGGAGGCAUGGAGGAGAUAGAAAGCUUGGACCUCUCCCACAAUGAGCUGAGUGGACCAAUACCUUGGCAGUUAAAUCAAUUGUCAUCAUUGGGGGCAUUCUCUGUGGCAUACAACAACUUGUCAGGAUGCAUACCAAACUAUGGACAGCUCGGCUCAUUCAGCAUGGACAGCUACCUAGCCAAUGCCAACCUUCACGAGAUUACUCAGGGGAAUACUUGUGCUGCUCCUGGUCCAGAUCCUGCUGUGGGGAAUGAUGUGGAAGAGACGCCCAGUGACCUAGUUCUAUAUGUUGUCACAGCUGCCGGCUUUGUGUUGACAUUUUGGGCCACCGUUGGGUUCUCAUUUUGCCAUCCUUACGGAAGAUCAGUAAUGCUCAAGAUGUAG
This is a messenger RNA of Triticum turgidum subsp. durum (durum wheat), 3012 nucleotides long. The record is from the annotation of a GenBank genome assembly. NCBI's taxonomy places the organism in Eukaryota, Viridiplantae, Streptophyta, Magnoliopsida, Poales, Poaceae.